Messenger RNA from Trifolium pratense (red clover), 1398 nucleotides. RefSeq lists its product as uncharacterized. The record is from RefSeq and is a predicted model, not a curated record. Bases 104 to 1207 code for a protein of 367 amino acids. Lineage: Eukaryota; Viridiplantae; Streptophyta; Magnoliopsida; Fabales; Fabaceae. The transcript has 5 exons. Gene Ontology annotation, molecular function: ubiquitin protein ligase activity.
AAAUAAAUUAUGAUUAAUAAUUAAUCUCAAAUCUAAAUACUAGUAAUAUUCUUCCCUGCAAGUUCCAUUCUUUCUUCUAUUCUCUCAAGACAAGAAACUCACCAUGCCUUUUGUGACACAAGAGACAACAACAACAACAACAAAAACAGAACAAUGGAGAAAACAACACAGAAACCAAAUCGGUUACAAAACCAUUUUAGAAACAGAUCCUAACACAAAACAAAUCCGACCCAUUAUCCAAUCCACACGUUGCAAGUCCACAAUUUCAUCUCUUCUUCUAUCCACAUUCACCAAUGAAACAACAACCUCACAACAACCCAACAACAAAAAGAUCAACUUUUCAUCUGCUGCAGCUACCAUCAGAGGUUUAGGAUGCACUGCCGGUGCUUCUCAGCAGGUGUCGGUGCCGGAGGUGAUUCGUGCCUCUGCAGAUUGGCCUCAUCAAGUGAACAAAACCAGAAAAAAGAAGAAGAACAAGAGAAACAACAAGAAUAGUAGUAGUAAUGAUGGUUCUUCUUCUGCUACUUGUGUUGAUUUUCAAGAUGUUUGGUGUGGACCUGGAAUGGGAUUCUCAACAGAUGCUGCUGCAUCUGUUGAUUGUGUUGUGUCUAAGAAGAAUGCUUCUUCAACUUCAAGGGCUAAAAUUGAUGUGGACAAGAUUACUCAUAGAGGGUCUUCAUCUUCAUUCCGAAGGCGCACUACUGUCCACCCAGAAGCCUUCUCUUUUCCGGAUACCGAUCCUGACAUUUUCACAGCAUGCUCUUUUGGAACUGCCGCAUACCCUCGCCAUAUCAGAGAUAUUUCUUCUGAUGAUUUUUCUGAGAUAAUGGCACUUCAAGGAAGAAUGCGAAUGGGAAGACGAUUCAAUUCACACGACCUUUACAGAGAGUGGAGACUAGAUGUUGAUAACAUGUCAUAUGAGCAAUUGCUUGAGCUUGGUGAGAGAAUUGGUUAUGUCAAUACCGGACUUGAAGAAGAUGAGAUCGAACCUUACAUAAUGAAGACUAAGCUUCAGCAGCUUUGUGAAGAUGCUUCAAAGCAUCAAGUAGACAAAAAAUGCAGCAUCUUCCAGGAGGAGUAUGAAGCAGAUGAUGAGGUUGGGAGGCUUAACUGUGAUCACUUAUAUCACUUUCAAUGCAUACAACAAUGGGUUGGACACAAAAAUUUCUGUCCAGUGUGUAAGCAGCAAGUUGCAGCUAGACACUGAGGAUAUAUAUAUAUAUAUAUAUAUAAUCCUAAUGUUUUUUUUUUAUUUUCAUCCUAAAAUAGGUGUAUAAUUUUGAUUUUUUUGGUGUCAAUCAUCAUUUCAUCUUCAAACUUUAAAGCCUCCUUGUUGAGGAUUGUGGACAAUAUAUGUUAUUAUUGGAUGAAGGUUUCUUAACAAUGGAUUGAGUUUAA